GGCUUGCUGCUGCUGAAGCACCUAGAUUUAUCCUGCAAUAAAAUCCUGUCAAUUGAGGAACACGCUUUUGAGCCACUUCCUUUUCUGCAGCUUAUAAACCUUGGUGGGAAUCUCAUCACGCAGAUCCGGAACGGCACAUUCCAGGCCUGGCAUGGGAUGCAGUUUUUACAGAAGCUGAUCCUAAGCCAUAACCCCCUGUCUGUUAUUGACGACACAUCAUUCUUUGACCUGCCUGCAGUCAAAUACCUAGACCUGGGUGCAACACAAGUGACUCUGCAGACCUUUCACACCCUCCUCUUGACAACAGCUCACUUGGAAACGCUCAAACUCCCCAGUGAUCUGGCCUGCUGCCUCUGUGCGACGAAAGACACUAUUGAGACCCUGUGCAGGACCGUCAAGCUGCGCUGUGAGAAUUUAUGCCCCGCCAACGCUCCCCAGUGCGCUCACACAGAUUCUCUAGCAGAGAUUCGAGCAGAGAUAAAGAAAGUGUUAAAGUCCAAAAAGCUGAACAGCACCAUGGUGUUAAACCUCAAGCCCAAGGAACCUUUUCUUGGAGGCCAUGAAACCAUAACACUUUCAGUGCUCCUGAACCUGACAAGCUCUGAUGCUGAUCUCAAUAAGACGAAUGAUCUCAUGUCCAGAAGGAAUUCCCUUUUCCCUCAGCUCCUCUUUCAGCAGAGAGCUGAUGCUGACGCUGCAUGGCAUUCAGCACAUGGACUGGAGCAGUGCAAGUGA
Tinamus guttatus (white-throated tinamou) is the source of this 735-nucleotide messenger RNA. Lineage: Eukaryota; Metazoa; Chordata; Aves; Tinamiformes; Tinamidae. The record is from RefSeq and is a predicted model, not a curated record.